Molecule: messenger RNA, 1014 nt
Organism: Aspergillus versicolor CBS 583.65
Lineage: Eukaryota; Fungi; Ascomycota; Eurotiomycetes; Eurotiales; Aspergillaceae
Exons: 2
Coding region: 1-1014 (337 amino acids)
Source: RefSeq, a predicted model, not a curated record
AUGCUUCAACUACGGACCAUGCUACUGCGCCCACGGCAUGUGGGAUGGAUAGAGCCAUCCAUCCUUUCAGCUCGGCAAUUUUCCGUAUCCAGGACAUCGAAGGCAGAUUCACCUCCACCCACUCAAUCGAAUUCUUCCAAAUCGUCAGUCGACCGACCAAGGAAACGAAUCCCGCCUGCACAAUUAAAGUUCAACAGUCCCAGUCCAGACAGGCCUCGUCCGCGCCGAAUCAUCGAUGCGAGGUCUUUGGCAGCCUCUAAACCUGGUGGCCAGCCAGCAAAUAUCCUUAAAGGCCCACGCCGCUCAGCAGGUCGAGGUGGGACGUCGGCGCGUACACGAAAGCCCUAUAACUCGAAGCCGGCGUCGCGCAAAUCUGGCCACUUUCCUCAGAAAUACUCAAGUGCAGAGGAUAAUGAUACGGACCAGAUUAUUGAACUUGAAAAUGUGUAUCGAGAACUUGCAGAGAAAACAAACCCCACCCGCACUCGCUAUCAGCCUGAGUUCUCUGACUUACAGAGCUUGAGUGAGACAUGGCCGUCAUUGCCGACAGAUAUUACGGCGACUACUGCAGGCAUUUCUGAGAAACUUUCGCUACUUAGUGAACGCUAUCCGAAUGGCUACGUCCCACCUUACGUACUCGGCAAGCGACUUUUUGAGGGGAAAUUUGUCCAGUUCCGGAGUGAGGAGGAGCAGGCCGAAGCUCUAGACGCCGCCAAAAAAUUUGCCCAGGAGGCUGCAGACAAGCUCUCACAGGAAAAGGGCGAGUUGGUAGAUCCCGAGGCCUUGACUUUCAAAGGCGUGGAAAGUGCAGAGCAUAGCUCUUUGGUUGAGUCUCUAGUUCAGGGAAAGUAUCCCACGGUGGGUAUACCGCAGGCCAGCAAGCCCACUGUUAUCGGUGAGGUUCUAAAAAGCCUGAGAAACAACGAGACUUACCAAGCUUCCGGGAAAAAGACACAAUUCAUGGCAAAGCUAGAAUCACUCCUAACUGUCAACCGCCCAGCCAAAAGUGUUUGA